Messenger RNA from Brenthis ino (lesser marbled fritillary), 1089 nucleotides. The record is from the annotation of a GenBank genome assembly. NCBI's taxonomy places the organism in Eukaryota, Metazoa, Arthropoda, Insecta, Lepidoptera, Nymphalidae.
AUGGAACUUACGAUUUCAAAGGGUCACCACCAUCGAAAGGUGAUAUGUGUACUGGCUGCUUGUAAUGCGGGUGCACUAGCUAUGGCACUCAAUUUAGUUGUAGGGCUGAAUCCAGAAGACAAAAUCUCAAUCAAACGUGGGUCUAUGCUAACGGCCUUAGGCCUGGUGUACUUCGCGACACUCUUCGAGCUAAUCAAUGUGGCAGCUCUGUUCACCGGGGCCGGGGCGCGGCUCAGGCACAAGUACAAACUUAGCUGUGGGGAAGUGUUGGACAUAUCAAAUAAGCUAGUAUCGGCAGUGCAAGCAGCGUUCUCGUGCGUGACGGGCGCCAUAGUGUGCGCGUGGUCGUGCACGCGCGACUUCAUGCGCUCCUCGCACUUCAUGUCCGAGGCGUACGCGUGGUUCGGUGCUGCGUACUUCUUCUACGACAUCUGGUCUAUGUACAUGGUAUAUGUACAUAUGACGACGAAUGUAGACUACUUCAGGAGGAGAUUCCGACUAGCCAGAACCGAAGCUCUUUCUUCGGGAGAUAACGCGACGAAUAUAAAGAGACCUUCCUUCUUCGCGUACUGUCGCCACGAACCCGUCAUCCUGAUGCACCACCUGUUCAUUGGCGGCUUCGGGUUUUUGGUUAUUGUGUACCUGCGCGGCGGGCUCGGCGACUGCGUGUUCAGCUUCGUGUACCUGAUGGAGCUGUCGACGCCGUGCGUGUCGCUGCGCGGCGUGCUGGCGCGCCUGCGCCGCAAGCGCUCGCGCCUCUACCGCGCCAACGGGCUCGCCAUGCUGGCCGCCUUCGCGCUCUGCCGCGUGGCCGCGCUGCCCUACGUCUGCCUGCUCUACGCGCGCGCCGCCGACCUCUCCUACCUCCAGGCAAUAAAGUCACUACCACUAGGCUGCAAGAUCUCCAUCUCGAUCCUACUCCUGCCCCAGUUCUACUGGUUCUACCUCAUGUCCGUGGGUGCGGUGAAGGUCUUCCUCGGAACCACCUCCGAGGAUAAGAAGGCGAUGAUCGAAAGCAGCUUGAAGGAGAAGACCAACCAGAGUGAGCUGGUCUCGGAGCUGUCCUCCGGAGACACAGACAAACGUAGU